AUAAAAAUCCUACCUAAACGUUCGAGCCGAUAAUCCGCUACCCUGAGAUAAAAAGAUUCGGCAUCCGGGUCGGUUUUAAAAUUGUUCGUAAUCGAGCGGGAAGGAAAGAAAUAUCACAGUGGACAGUGGAACUUCGCGCGCAUAAUCUGUCAAGGGUUUUAGCCGUUUUAGGGUUUUACUGUCUUUCAUUCUUAUCAAGACGCCAUAACGAUAAACCCGUGGACACACAUUUGUUCCUCAUUUCGCUUGCAUGCGAGGCGAUUAGCCCUCGAUGUCGACCAAAGGUCCAAAGCCACAUUGACUACCGAAUGAUACCCUCGUUCGGCGGAAGUGCAGAAGCUCGUUUUAGCCCAUCCAUGGCGUUAUCUUCGGGACUUCGUUCAACCGCCUCUUCUUUAUUGCGUUAUCAAUUCUCAUUUUCCGUUGCUUCUAGCUCUUGCCGAUUUACCAGGUCGCGCCAAUGUUUCUUGGAGCACCGUUUCCUCUCCGACGUCCCUCCACGGUCGGUAAAGCUAGUGAGAGCGAGGCGCAGAGAAGGGUCAGAGACAGUGGAGAAGGGCAAGGGAGGUGGCGAGAAUGGGAACUUGCUUGUUAGGGAGAAGGAUGUCGAGGAAGGAAGGGUUAUUCCGGCAGAGCUUCACAAGGAGGCUACUGAAGCUUAUAUGGCGUAUGCCAUGUCGGUUUUGCUUGGUCGAGCAUUACCUGAUGUUCGAGAUGGAUUGAAACCGGUGCAUCGUCGAAUUCUAUUUGCAAUGCAUGAGUUGGGCCUUUCGUCUCGCAAGCCAUAUAAAAAAUGUGCUAGAGUGGUUGGUGAGGUUCUAGGUAAAUUUCAUCCACAUGGGGACACUGCUGUUUAUGAUUCUUUGGUUCGGAUGGCACAGGAUUUUGCCAUGCGCUGUCCUCUCAUUCAAGGUCAUGGGAAUUUUGGGUCAAUUGAUGCAGAUCCUCCUGCUGCCAUGCGUUACACAGAGUGCAGGCUUGAAGGACUCACAGAAGCAAUGCUGCUGGCAGAUAUUGAACAAGACACUGUUGACUUUGUUCCAAAUUUUGACAAUUCACAAAAAGAACCAUCACUUUUACCAGCUCGAAUUCCCACUUUAUUGUUGAAUGGUUCUUCUGGGAUUGCGGUUGGAAUGGCAACUAACAUUCCUCCUCACAAUCUGGGAGAGUUAGUGGAUGCAUUAUCUGUUUUGAUUCAUAAUCCCAAUGCUACGCUUCAAGAACUGUUGGAGUACAUGCCAGGACCUGACUUUCCAACUGGUGGAUUAAUCAUGGGUAACAUUGGUAUAUUAGAAGCAUAUCGAACUGGACGUGGACGCAUAAUAGUCCGAGGAAAGGUUGAUGUUGAGUUACUUGAUGCUAAAACAAAGCGUAGUGCAAUUCUUAUUAAAGAGAUCCCAUAUCAGACCAAUAAGUCUUCACUUGUUGAGAAAAUUGCUGAACUUGUGGAAAAUAAAACCUUAGAAGGCAUAAGUGAUAUUCGUGAUGAAAGUGAUAGGACUGGAAUGCGCAUAGUCAUAGAGCUAAAAAGGGGAUCGGAUCCAAACAUUGUUCUCAACAAUCUUUAUCGCUUCAGUGCUCUUCAGUCUAGCUUUAGUUGCAACAUGGUGGGUAUUCUUGGUGGACAACCAAAACAAAUGGGUUUGAAAGAAUUGCUUCAGGCUUUCCUAGACUUCAGAUGCUCUGUUAUUGAGAGACGUGCACAGUUUAAGCUUUCUCAAGCUCAAGAAAGAAAGCAUAUUGUAGAGGGUAUUAUAGUGGGGCUUGAUAAUUUGGAUGGUGUGAUUCAUAUAAUUAGGGAAACUUCGAAUAAUGUGAUGGCUUCAGCUGCCUUGAGGAAUAAGUUUGAUUUGUCUGAGAAACAAGCUGAAGCUUUACUUGAUAUAACCCUGAGGAAACUUACUCAUCUUGAGCGUAAAAAGUUCGUUGAUGAAAGUAUAUCCUUGACAGAACAAAUUACCAAGUUGCAUGAUCUUUUAUCUAGCAAAAAACAAAUAUUCCAGUUAAUAGAACAAGAAGCAACUGAACUAAAGAACAAAUUCUCCACUCCAAGGCGUUCUAUGUUGGAAGAUGCUGACAAUGGUCAACUUGAAGAAAUAGAUGUUAUCCCAAAUGAAGAAAUACUUCUGGCUCUUAGUGAAAAAGGCUAUGUUAAGCGAAUGAAACCUAACACCUUUAACCUUCAACAUCGUGGAACCAUUGGUAAAUCAGUUGGAAAAAUGAGAGUGGAUGAUGCCAUGUCUGAUGUCCUAGUUUGUCAUGCCCACGAUCAUGUCCUUUACUUCAGUGAUAGGGGAAUAGUGUACACAGCUCGAGCAUACAAGAUUCCAGAAUGCAGCCGUUCUGCUGCUGGAACUCCUCUGGUCCAGAUAUUAUCCUUAUCUGAUGGGGAGAGAAUAACUUCAAUUAUUCCUGUAAGCGAGUUUGUUGGAGAUCAAUAUCUGGUUAUGCUUACAAUGAAUGGGUACAUCAAAAAAGUCUCUUUGAACUCUUUUUCAGCAAUCAGGCAAACAGGAAUUAUAGCAAUUCAGUUGGUUCCUGGUGAUGAGCUAAAAUGGGUUCGACGCUGCACAAAUGAUGAUGUUCUUGCAUUGGCUUCUCAGAAUGGAAUGGUUAUUAUGAGUUCAUGCAAUAUUAUCCGAGCACAAGGAAGAAAUACUAGGGGUGCAGUUGCGAUGCGACUAAAAGCAGGAGACAAGAUGGCAUGCAUGGACAUAAUACCAGCAGCCUUGUGGAUGGAGCUUGAUAUGAGGGUCAAGGGUCCUGGGGCCCCAUGGUUGUUAUUUGUGUCUGAAAGUGGUUUGGGGAAGCGGGUUCCUCUGAGCAGCUUCCGUGUAUCACCUUUGAAUAGAGUUGGUUUAAAAGGGUACAAGCUUCCACCAGAAGACCGCUUAGCAGCAGUAUUUGUGGUUGGGUUCUCAUUGGCUGAAGAUGGUGAGAGUGAUGAACAAGUAGUUCUAGUAAGCCAAAGUGGGACAGUAAACAGAAUUAAGGUUCGAGAUAUUUCUAUACAGUCACGCAAUGCAAGGGGAGUUAUUCUGAUGAGGCUAGAGCAUGCUGGAAAGAUUCAAUCAGCUUCUUUGAUUUCAGCAACAGAGUGUGGACCUGAGGAUGUUGCGACUGAUGAAGUUAAUAUUGAGAAACCUACCAUCAUGUAACAGUUUGUAAUUUCCUUUUACCACUGGUCGCCUGAACAUUUUCAAUUGGCGUUUUGUAAGAACAAUUCAUCAUCUGGUUUUGUAAGUGCAAGGGGCAAGCUCGAGGGACGGAAUGUUCCAUCUUAUUAUUAA
This is a messenger RNA of Nelumbo nucifera (sacred lotus), 3290 nucleotides long. It is a transcript of the gene GYRA, whose product is annotated as DNA GYRASE A. Gene Ontology annotation, molecular function: ATP binding; DNA topoisomerase type II (double strand cut, ATP-hydrolyzing) activity; DNA binding. NCBI's taxonomy places the organism in Eukaryota, Viridiplantae, Streptophyta, Magnoliopsida, Proteales, Nelumbonaceae. Gene Ontology annotation, cellular component: DNA topoisomerase type II (double strand cut, ATP-hydrolyzing) complex; chromosome; cytoplasm. The record is from RefSeq and is a predicted model, not a curated record. Gene Ontology annotation, biological process: DNA topological change.